UUUGAUUCUUGUAGUUAGUAGCGCUGCGGUCUGAUUCCAUUCUGGGUCGAUAACGCUGGACUCGACACUGAAAUGGUAAAAAGAUGGCAGAGUAUUGUCACAGACUAGGUAUAGGAUAGUCUAUGUCUUAAUUAUAGUCGUAAAUUACGACUUGUGAUUCCAAAGAGUGCUAAAUUCGAAUAACAGUGUGAACCGAUAAAAAGAAGCAGUGCAAGUCUAGUUGAACAGUUUAAUUUUUAUAACGAAUAUAUCUUUUUAAACAAUAUACUUUUUGAGUAAAGUCGUAACCUCUGAAUGUGUGUGGUCAUAAAAUUAUAAUCGACCGUUGUUUACUAUUUUAGCUGGUUAACCUUAAAAUGUAUAAAUCUGUUGAUCAUGAGAAUAAGUUUUUUUGAAAUGUGCAUUUCAUAGUUGUAACAUUUUACACAAGUAUUUAAAAUUUCUAUAAACAUUGCGCUUCUUUUAUUCGUUUCUUCAUGUGUUCGAUAUUAAAACAAAAUAGUUUAAACUUGAUCGCACGAUGUCCUGGACUAUAUUGUGGAAGAGAGUUGUUGCUCGAUGGAAAUUGGAGCGAUUGUGGAGCUUGCCCACGAGGAUUUAGAGCAAAUUUGUCUUCGAUGUGCGUGCCAUGCGAAGACGAGCCAAUGUUUUACGAUUGGCUCUAUCUUGGAUUUAUGGCAUUAUUAGCAUUAGUAUUACAUUGGUUUUGUAUCGAUAUGGUAUCAAUGAGGCGCAAUAUGCCCAAGGAAGUGAUCGCGUUGCAUGUGUCUGCUUUAUUCGAAGUUGUCGCAGCAUCUCUUAUUACUUUACAAUUAACCAAUCCCAUAGGUACUUUUUCGAUUAUAUCGUGCAGAGCUACAAAGCUCUCCGACUGGUAUACAUUACUGCAUAAUCCUAGUCCUAAUUAUGAAGAAACUCUGCAUUGUACACAAGAAGCAGUUUACCCUCUGUACACUAUGGUCUUUAUUUUCUAUGCUCUAGGAACAGCAAUUAUGUUAUUGAUAAGGCCACUGAUUGCUAAGAAAUUUUUACCAAAGCAAGGGAAGUUUUCAAUUUACGCUGCUCUUUAUUUCUAUCCAAUUUUAGCACUGCUACAUGCAGUUGGCGGUGGUUUGAUAUAUUACUCGUUUCCAUAUAUAACAAUAACAUUGUCUGUUUUAUCUAAUGCAGCACAUUUUGCAUUUAAAUUAAAUCAGACAAUGAAAGCAUUAUUAUUGAGUUCUGUGUCAGAUAUGAAGAACGUAAUAGUUAUUUUAGGUCAUUGGCUCUUACAUGGAUAUGGUGUAAUGGCUGUAGCAACUCUUCGCGGUCUUAGUAUUCAUCCAGCAAUGCUUGCUUUAGUACCUUUGCCAGCAUUAUUUUAUGUACUUACAGCAAGGUUUACAGAUCCGCAUAAACUUCACAUUGAAUAAACAUUUCUAUAAAAAUUCAUUACCGAUGUAAUGUUAAUAAAAUGAAAGCCCUCUUAGAAAAGAAAAAAAAAAAUAUUAGGUUUAGCGCGUGGAAUAAAUAUACAUACAUGUGUGUACGUGAGAGUGAGAGUGAGUUACGAAUCGUUUGUUAGAAUAUUUGAGUAGGUUCUAAUAGUUUAACAGAAAAUAAUUUAAAUAAAAGUUUAAAGGUAGAAAUUGUUGACCAGCGCAUAGUCCAAAAGAAA
Molecule: messenger RNA, 1657 nt
Organism: Colletes gigas
Lineage: Eukaryota; Metazoa; Arthropoda; Insecta; Hymenoptera; Colletidae
Product: JNK1/MAPK8-associated membrane protein
Exons: 5
Coding region: 477-1412 (311 amino acids)
Biological process (GO): response to unfolded protein
Cellular component (GO): membrane
Molecular function (GO): ubiquitin protein ligase binding
Source: RefSeq, a predicted model, not a curated record